AUGGACAUUGUUACUGUGUUGGAGAACGGGAUUUCCCCGGACGUCAACGUACGAACGGCGGCUGAGCUUCAACUCAGAGAGGCAGCACUGUCACACUUUGACCAAUAUCUUGCUUAUCUUACCGAGGCACUUACCAAUACCAAUGCUAAACCCGAGGUUCGUCAACUUGCAGCUUUGAAUUUGAAAAAUCAGCUUACGCUGAAGGACCAACGAGUUAAAGCAGGACAACAUCAGCGGUGGAUUCAGCUCGGGACUGACUUGAAGCAAAAGAUCAAGGCUGACGCUCUCGCCACACUUCAAACGCCCGAAGAGCGCGUAGGGGCGGCGGCGUCCCAACUUGUGGCUGCAAUUGCUGAGAUUGAGCUUCCUCGUAACGAGUGGCCCACUUUAAUUCCUGCCUUGUAUGAAAACACCUCAUCCACACAAGCCGAAAAUGUGCGAAAGGUUUCCCAAGCGUGUAUCGGGUACAUUUGUGAGGUUUCAGACCCCAACAAUCCUGCAAUUCUUGCUCAAUCGAAUGGAAUUCUUAUUGCUAUUUUGCAAGGGGUGCUGCAAGCUAGCGAAACGUCGACGAAGGUGCGCCUUACCGCUCUAGGAGCUCUUUUUAAUUCAUUGGAUUUCAUCCGUCAAAAUUUUGAAAAGGAAGGUGAACGUAACUAUAUCAUGCAAGUUGUGUGUGAGGCUACCCAGGCUGACUCAUCUGAGCUUCAAGCGGCUGCUUUCGGAUGUCUUGCUCGUAUCAUGCUGAAGUAUUACCAGUUCAUGAAUAUCUACAUGGAGAAGGCUCUUUAUGGGUUGACAGUUCUGGGAAUGCAGCUGGCCGAUGAACGCGUGGCAUGCAUGGCGAUUGAGUUCUGGCUGACAGUUUGCGAAGAGGAAUUGGACAUUGCUGCAAGAGCUGAAGAAGGUCAAACCACUGAGCGCCUGUUUAAUUUUGCGCUUAUUGCUCUUCUGGAAGUCUUGCCUACUAUUCUUACCUUAUUAACUCGUCAAAACGAAGAUUUCGAUGAUGAUGAUUGGUCCGUGGCCAUGGCCGCAGGUGCUUGUUUGCAGCUUUUCGCACAGGACGUGGGUGAUUAUCUUAUUGAGCCUACCCUCAAUUUUGUUGGUGCCAAUAUCACCCUGCAGAGCUGGCGUGAUCGGGAGGCUGCUGUAAUGGCGUUUGGUUCAAUUCUUGAUGGCCCACUGAAGGAAAAGUUAUCGCAAAUGAUUCAACAUAUUUUAGCGCCCAUUUUGAAUCUCAUGAGUGACGAUUCUUUGCAGGUGAAGGAAACUGUGGCGUGGUGCUUGGGGCGUAUCGCUGAUCUUUGCUUUUCCGCUAUUGAUGUUCCCACUCAUUUGGGUCCCAUUUUGCAAGCUUUGUUAAAGGGACUUGGGGACCACCCCAAGGUAGCUACCAAUUGCUGCUGGACGUUGAUCAACAUUUUGGCUGAAGUUGCACCUGAAGGUGAGCUUAUGGAGACUUCACCUAUGUCUAGCAGCUACAUGACGAUCAUUCCGGUUCUUAUGGAAUUACUGGCUCAACAAGAAAAUCAUUAUUCUCUGAGACUGGCAGCUUAUGAGGCGUUGUCGGCCUUCGUCAUUCAUCUGGCUGCUGACACUUUGGGAUUGGUUGAGCAAUUAGCCACGGAAGUUUUGGAACGACUCAAAUCGACAACUGAACUUAAGCAGCAAACCAUGCCUGAACUGGAGGCUCGAGCAAACUGCGAAGAAUUGCAGAUGAAUAUUUUGGCAUUGCUCACGAAUAUCAUUCGUCGUUUGCAAAAUCAAGUUUUGGGUGCUGCGGACCAAUUGAUGGAGUUAUUCCUUCAAUUACUUCUGAACCCAGACAAUGCGUUGAUUGAAGAAGACGUAUUGAUGGCGAUUUCCGCCGUUGCUGCUGGUGUUGGUGAAAGAUUUGUCAAGUAUAUGCCGGCAUUCUUGCCAUUUUUGACACAGGCCUUACAAAAUAAUGAACUGCAACUGUCGGUGGUUGCGGUUGGGUUGGUUGCCGACUUAGCGCAAUCUCUUGGACCCAAUAUUGGUCAGUAUUUGGAGGGAUUUAUGAAUUUGCUUGCGACUGAUCUUAGUUCGGAGUCUUCGCGAAGAAACUUACGUCCCGCCAUCAUCCUGUGCUUUGGUGACGUCGCGACCUCGGUUGGAACAAGCUACCAACCCUAUCUCAAAUUUACUAUGGGUUUCUGUCAGGAAGCUCAACGGACUGAGGCGCCUGACUCUCUGUUGGAAUCGACGGAGUAUAUCGCCAAUUUGCGCGAGGCAGUUCUUGAUUGCUAUGCCGGUAUUGUUACUGCCUUUUCGACUUCACCGGGGGAAAUUUCUGAAUUUAUCAGUGCUAUAUUUGAAGCCAUCCACCAAUUGCUGGCCUACGACGAAUCUGCUGUUCGAACUGCUGUUGGGUUACUUGGUGAUAUUGCCGCAAUGUACCCUCAAGGGCAUCUCCUUCAACUUUACCUGCAACCAUGGGUUACUGACUUCAUUCGUCAAACGCGCCUGUGCCCUUAUUUCGAUGAAAAGACUAAGGAAGCAGCAAGAUGGGCCCGAGGUUUGAUUUAUCAAGAGGAUGUGAACCCUGGACUUGCAAAGCUCAGUGCGAAUGACUAUUUGGUUCUUGCGGGGACUCUUCAUGGUAUGCAUGCCAUUGCGCUGAAGUUGAAUUCAUCGAUUGAUCCGAAUUACCAAUCCUCCUCCAAUUCACUGGCAAGUUCGUUUAACAACCAGCAACUAUUGCAAACGGGCAAGUUCCAAACGCUGAAUUCCAACAAACUGGGUCUCAAACUGAUCGAGACAGAACUUUUCAACUUGUACGUUUUUCAACUGUUGACUGGAAUCAAAUUUAUCGUGGUGACGACAAGUAAUCCUGCAGUUCAUAUGGACGAAGUCUCUAGCAAAGGCGAACUUUCGAAGCAAUUCCAGCUGGUCUCUGAAGUGUAUCGCAAGAUUUAUGCAGCCUAUAGCGACUAUGUCAUGAAAGAUCCUUUCUAUUCACUUGACAUGCCUAUAAAGUCGCCCAUGUUUGAUCGUAGGGUCAAAGCAAUUGUUCAAUGA
This is a messenger RNA of Diutina rugosa, 3045 nucleotides long. Its product is annotated as karyopherin beta. The coding region runs from base 1 to 3045 and encodes 1014 amino acids. Lineage: Eukaryota; Fungi; Ascomycota; Pichiomycetes; Serinales; Debaryomycetaceae. Gene Ontology annotation, biological process: protein import into nucleus; vesicle-mediated transport. The transcript has 2 exons. Gene Ontology annotation, cellular component: cytoplasm; nucleus; TRAPP complex. Gene Ontology annotation, molecular function: nuclear import signal receptor activity; small GTPase binding. The record is from RefSeq and is a predicted model, not a curated record.